Perkinsus marinus ATCC 50983 is the source of this 249-nucleotide messenger RNA. RefSeq lists its product as hypothetical. The record is from RefSeq and is a predicted model, not a curated record. The transcript has 2 exons. Lineage: Eukaryota; Perkinsozoa; Perkinsida; Perkinsidae. The coding region runs from base 1 to 249 and encodes 82 amino acids.
AUGAACCCUCAUAUUGUCUACCUCCAGAAGUUCAAGAGAGGGGACGAUACGGACUACCUGAAGUUUUUGGCUGAGAUACGGACAGCCGAGCGAGUCAGUGCAGGCAUUCCCCGCUUCUCAACCGAAUCUCUGAAUGUCAUAAACACAACAAGGGACAGGGAUGGAGGAAGGAACGCACCAAGAUUUGCACAUACUGUUGUGUGCCUGAAAUAUUGGUUCAAUGUCGUUGUGCUGCACAACGGCCAAUAA